AAUAUAAACAUCAACAAGAAGUUGUUCAAACAAUUCUUGAUAAAAUGCCUUAUCAUUGUUUAUCAGUUUGUACUAAAAAUAAACACCAUACUGCAGAAAAUAUUGCUAGAGGAAUUGAUAACAUAAUGCAUGAAGUUGGAAUAGAUAAAUUU
Molecule: messenger RNA, 152 nt
Organism: Dentiscutata heterogama
Lineage: Eukaryota; Fungi; Glomeromycota; Glomeromycetes; Diversisporales; Gigasporaceae
Source: the annotation of a GenBank genome assembly